This is a messenger RNA of Pestalotiopsis fici W106-1, 1209 nucleotides long. RefSeq lists its product as uncharacterized. The transcript has 3 exons. The coding region runs from base 1 to 1209 and encodes 402 amino acids. NCBI's taxonomy places the organism in Eukaryota, Fungi, Ascomycota, Sordariomycetes, Amphisphaeriales, Sporocadaceae. The record is from RefSeq and is a predicted model, not a curated record. Gene Ontology annotation, molecular function: RNA binding; ribonuclease T2 activity. Gene Ontology annotation, biological process: RNA catabolic process. Gene Ontology annotation, cellular component: extracellular region.
AUGUUGUUGUCAGCACUUGGUGCUCUCUUUGCGGCGAGCGCCCUUGCGGGCCCGCUCGACCACAUGGCUUACCGGAGCGACUUCACCACCUUCGCCUCCGAGACUUGCCCGGCCACCUCGCAGCAGUCUUGCCACAACACCACGGUCCAGACUAACCUCUGCUGCUUCAAUGCUCCCGGUGGCGCUUUGCUGCAGACCCAGUUCUGGGACACGGACCCCGUGACUGGUCCCGAUGACAGCUGGACUAUCCACGGUCUCUGGCCCGACAACUGUGAUGGCACCUACCAGUCCAACUGUGACUCGUCGCGCGAGUAUUCAAGCAUCACCAACAUCCUGACUAAAUUCGGCGAGACGGAGCUGCUCGCCUACAUGGAGGAGUACUGGCAGUCCAACAGCGGCACGCCCGAGACCUUUUGGGAGCACGAGUGGGACAAGCACGGCACGUGCAUCUCGACGCUAGACCCGGAUUGCUACACCAGCUACCAGACGGGCCAAGAGGUCGUUGACUUUGCCAGCAAGGUCGUUGAGCUCUUCAAGUCCCUGCCCACCUACACCUGGCUCUCGGCCGCUGGCAUCACCCCGAGCUCCAGCAAGACCUAUACGCUGGCCGCCAUCCAGGCCGCUCUCACCAAGAACCACGGCGCCAGCGUCUACCUCGGCUGCAGCGACUCCGAGCUUAGCGAGGUCUGGUACUUUUUCAAUGUCAAGGGCAGCGUCCAGUCUGGUACCUGGAUCCCCGUGGCCACCCUCAACAGCGCCGACUGCCCGACCACUGGCAUCAAGUAUCUGCCCAAGAAUGGUGGGGGCGAUGGUGGUGGUGAUGGUGGCGGCGGCGAUGGCGGAGGUGAUGGUACCGCUUUCUCUGGUUCAGGAUACCUCAAUGUCGUCUCGGGAGGCUCCACCAAGGGAUGUCUCAUCUCGGCCGGCACCUGGUAUGUCAGUGGUACCUGCGCGACCAUCACCGCCACGGCCAGCGGCAGCGGCUUCACUUUGAAAUCCUCAAAGGGCUCGUGCGGUAUCGUCUCGGGUGUCUUCACCUGCGGCUCCGGCGUUACCGCCACCGUCUUCACUGCCAGCGGCAGCAACCUUAUGGCGAGUGGCAGCACUGCCUUCUCCGCCGAUUCUACUCCUAGCGGCACUACCCAGGGCAAGGUCUACUCUGGCAGCUCACACAGUGUCAGUCUGACGAUUGAGUGGGGAAGCGCUUAG